Oldenlandia corymbosa var. corymbosa is the source of this 2571-nucleotide messenger RNA. The record is from the annotation of a GenBank genome assembly. Lineage: Eukaryota; Viridiplantae; Streptophyta; Magnoliopsida; Gentianales; Rubiaceae.
AUGGAAGAGAAAACACAAUACAUGCUGCAGCUGAUUGAAGAGGAUGGAGAUUCCUUUGCUAAGAGGGCUGAGAUGUAUUACAAAAAGAGGCCGGAAUUGAUCAGCUUUGUCGAGGAGUCUUAUCGUGCUUUCCGCGCCUUGGCCGAGCGAUAUGAUCACCUGUCAACUGAGCUUCAGAAUGCCAAUAAUACUAUUGCAACAAUAUUCCCGGAUCAGAUUCAGUUGGAUAUGGAUGAGGAGGAUGAUCUCAGUGCUCCUAAGCUUCCAAAGGGUUCGGUUAAAAUGCCAAUCCCAAACGCGGCGAGAGUCCCUAAGGUCCCUAAGGCUCCUAUUAAGGAUUGGAAGGGCCUGAUCAGUGCAUCAAAGAAUCUCCAGGCGAAGAAAUUAAAGGCAGAAGAAGCUAAUAAAAGUGUCACAAAAUCAGGUUUGAGCAAGUCUGAAGCUUCUGAAGAGAUUGACAAGCUUCAGAAAGAUAUUCUAGCUUUGCAAACUGUGAAAGAAUUUGUUAAAAGCUCGUACCAAAGUGGGCUUUCCAAGUAUUGGGGAAUAGAAAACCAAAUCAUGGAAAUGCAGCAAAGGGUAUGCAGUUUGCAGGAUGAAUUCAGCAUAAAUAAGGUCAUUGAAGAUGAUGAGGCGCGGACUUUAAUGGCCGAAGCAGCAUUAAAAUCAUGUCAAGAGACAUUGUCUCAGUUGAUGGAGAAACAAGGAAAAUCAAACGAAGAAGCUCAAAAAGAGUACAAAAAGAUUGAAGAUGCUCGUAAGAAACUGAAAUCGAUCAGGCGUGAGUUCUUAAACGAUCAAUCUGCAGCAGAAGAAGAUGACGACAAGGAAAAAGAAAAACAACAAUCUGCAGGAAGUUCCAACAUAGAGACUCAGCAAAAGGGAAACCAAGAGAAAGUUUUGGAACAACCAAAUGAGAUGGGCUCAUAUACUGUCACGAAACUGGCAGAUAGAAUUGAUGAGCUUGUUAACAAGGUGAUUAACCUGGAAACUGCAGUGUCAUCUCAAACUGUUCUAAUGGACAGAUUAAGAACAGAAGCUGAUGAUCUUCACACACAAAUUCGGGUCUUGGAGGAAGACAAAGCGAAUCUAAUUGACGAUACACAGAAUUUGAACAGCAAAGUGCAGAAAAUGGAGGAAAAACUGCAAGGGAUCCAGGAUUUGAAUGACAAUGUUGAGAAGCAAAAUAACCACCUACAAUCAAAUUUUGCUCAAGCUCGAUCGAGUCUAGAUCACCUGUCUGAGAAGCUAAAUACUGUCAAACCAGAUGAAGAAAUUGAGGUUCCCACUUCUGAUGAAAUGCAUGAAAACGUCGACAUUGCUGGCCAAUCCAGUUCAAUGAAGAAGGAAGAACCAAAGGACAUCAAAGUGGAGGAUAAAUCCAGUGAUACCAAAAAUAAAGCUGGUAAAAAGACAGUGAAAUUCCUGGAUGAGGUGGAAAAGAAAGAACAAGAUCAGGAGCAAAAGGCUGUUACUCAGAAUAAAGAAGGAUCAGAUGAGGAACAACAGAAAGAGAAUAAAGAAUUUAACUGGCAACAAAUGCUACUCAGCGGGGUGGAGGAUAAAGAGAGAGUUUUGCUCACAGAAUAUACAACAAUUCUCAGAAAUUACAAGGAUACAAAGAAGAAACUCGGCGACAUGCAGAAAAAGGACAAAGAUCAUCAAUUUGAACUGGCAUUGCAAAUCAGGGAGUUGAGGGGUACUAUUGCGAAGAAGGAUGAAGAAAUUCAACGCCUGAGAAACAGGCUGACUACACUCCCGGGAAAUUCUGCAGAUGACAAUAUUGAUACAAAGGAAGAUGAUCGAAGUUUGAAACCAGAUUUCCCAUCACCUGAAAGGGUAGAAGAAGAAAUAAAGUUGAUCCUGCUGGAUCAAUCUCCUAAGGCCACCUCACCGGUUGAAGAAAAGCUCAGGACAGAAAUCGACAGCAUCCUGGACGAGAACCUGGAUUUCUGGUUAAGAUUCAGCACAUCAUUUCAUCAAGUUCAGAAGUUCAAAACCACAGUUCAAGAUUUGCAGAGGGAAAUUUCCAGGCUGAGGGAAAAAAAGAAUCAAGAGGACAGCACCGGAGACCUGAAAUCCGAAGUUCGGGCGACAUACAAACACCUGAAAGAAAUCCACACGGAAUUAGCAGUGUGGAUGGAACAAAGUGUUGUUCUCAAAGAUGAACUGGAAAGAAGGUUUACCUCUUUGUGUGACAUCCAGGAGCGGAUCACCACUGCUUUAAAUGAAGGCAUGCAAGAAGAGGAAAUACGAUUUUCCAGCCAUCAAGCAGCAAAAUUCCAAGGUGAAAUCCUGAACAUGAAGCAAGAAAACAACAGGGUCAGUGAAGAACUGCAAGCCGGGGUUGAUCAUGUUACUACAUUGCAAGGAGAAAUAGAAAAGACACUGAAAAUGUUGGAUGAGGAAUUUGAGCUUUCUCCAGGGAAACAACCACAGAUGAGACACACAAUGAGUCGAUCUCGAGUCCCUUUGAGAUCGUUCAUAUUUGGAACUAAACUAAAGAAGCAGAAGCAUUCAAUAUUUUCAUUUAACAGGAAAUACCAGGCCCUCAGAGCUGGGCUCAUGUAG